Messenger RNA from Aegilops tauschii subsp. strangulata, 1410 nucleotides. RefSeq names its product protein MITOFERRINLIKE 1, chloroplastic. NCBI's taxonomy places the organism in Eukaryota, Viridiplantae, Streptophyta, Magnoliopsida, Poales, Poaceae. The record is from RefSeq and is a predicted model, not a curated record.
CCCGAAUCUCACUCCUCCCCGCUCCAGAUCCCCCCGCCCGCCUCCACCGAAUCCCCCGCGGCGGCGCCGGCGCCGGCGCCGCCACCGGCGAGAUGCCGCCGUCGAGGCACCCGCGGGAGCCGCUGUCCCUCGCGCUCCCGGGCGCUGGCGGCCGCUCGCAGGACUUCCCCUCGCUCUUCUCCGACCUCACCUCGCUCCUCCUCCACCACUCGCCCGCCGCCGCCUCCCCCCACGGCCGCGCCCCGGUCUUCUCCUCCUCCACGCUCUCCAUCCCCGCCCCCGCCCCCUCCGCUCCGGCGCCGUCCCAGCCGCAGGCGCCGACGCCGCUGGAGCGGGCGGCCAUCGGGGCGUGCGCGGGGGCGGCGGCGGGGGCCUUCACCUACGCGGCGCUGCUGCCGCUCGACGCCGUCAAGACCCGUCUGCAGGCCGGCGCCGCCUCGCGGGGCUCCUGGCAGGUGUUCGCCGACAUCCUGCGCGCCGACGGGCCGCUCGGCCUCUACCGCGGCCUCUCCGCCGUCAUCCUCGGCUCCGCCACCUCCUCCGCCAUCUACUUCGGCACCUGCGAGCUCGCCAAGUCGCUGCUGCGCCCGCACCUGCCGCCCUUCCUCGUGCCCCCGCUCGCCGGCGCCAGCGGCAACAUCUCCUCCUCCGCCAUCAUGGUGCCCAAGGAGCUCAUCACGCAGCGCCUCCAGUCGGGCGCCGCCACGGGCCGCUCCUGGCAGGUGCUGCUCCAGAUCCUCCAGAACGACGGCUUCUUCGGCCUCUACGCGGGGUACGCCGCCACCCUGCUCCGCAACCUCCCCGCCGGGGUGCUCAGCUACUCCUCCUUCGAGUACCUCAAGGCCUUCGCCCUCAGCAAGAGCAGCGCCGCCAACCUGACGCCGGGGGAGAGCGUGCUCUGCGGCGCGCUCGCCGGCGCGAUAUCCGCGGGGCUCACCACCCCGCUCGACGUCGUCAAGACGCGGCUGAUGACCAGGGUGGGCGCCGCCCAGGGGAGCCGCACCGUGGUGGGCACCAUGCAGGAGGUCAUCGCGGAGGAAGGCCUGAUGGGCCUGUCCCGGGGGAUCGGACCGAGGGUCCUGCACAGCGCCUGCUUCGCUGCGAUUGGCUACUGCGCCUUCGAGACGGCCAGGCUCAUGAUCCUCAAGUCAUACCUUGAAUCGUGCGAGAGGAAGGCCGCUGCCGAGACCAAGACCGGAGUUGCCGCUGCCUGAGUGUGUAUGAUUCCUUUCCUUCUUUCAGGAAGGUAAUCGCUUGUUCUGGGUAGUGUGCACUUUUCUUGUAGCUACCUAGCUAUGAUAUUAUGCAGAUGAUGUACCAGCCAGAUGUAUUUGCUUUAGUGUCAUUUAAAUUCAGUUAUAGAGUUGUUUCAAGGAUACAACAAGUAAUAAUAUGAAACAGUUGUGAAUC